Messenger RNA from Merops nubicus (carmine bee-eater), 4217 nucleotides. Its product is annotated as WD repeat and FYVE domain-containing protein 3-like. The transcript is spliced from 23 exons. The annotation marks the transcript as partial. NCBI's taxonomy places the organism in Eukaryota, Metazoa, Chordata, Aves, Coraciiformes, Meropidae. The record is from RefSeq and is a predicted model, not a curated record.
UCAUUGCAAUUCUUUUCAGAAAAAGAAUGUUUGUCCACGUGUGUCCAGAACAUGCAGCAGUCUGAUGACCUCUCUCCCCUAGAAAUAGUUGAGAUGUUUGCUGGGCUUUCUUGUUUCCUCAAAGACUCCAGUGAUGUGUCCCAGACGUUGUUGGAUGAUUUUAGGAUAUGGCAAGGAUACAACUUCCUCUGUGACCUCCUUCUCAGGUUAGAACAGGCAAAAGAGACGGAAUCCAAGGAUGCUUUGAAGGACUUAGUUAAUUUGAUAACUUCCCUAACGACGUACGGUGUCAAUGAGUUGAAGCCAGCUGGUGUCACCACUGGAGUUCCUUUCCUGCUGCCUGGCUUUGCAGUCCCACAGCCCGCAGGCAAAGGUCACAGUGUGAGGAAUAUUCAAGCGUUUUCAGUCCUCCAGAAUGCAUUUCUGAGAGCAAAAACAAACUAUCUAGCACAAAUCAUCCUCGAUGCCAUCACCAAUAUUUACAUGGCAGACAAUGCCAACUACUUCAUUUUGGAAUCCCAGCACACCUUGUCUCAGUUUGCAGAGAAAAUUCCCAAACUUCCAGAAGUGCAGACCAAAUACUUCGAGAUGCUGGAAUUCGUCGUCUUCAGCUUGAAUUACAUACCCUGUAAAGAGCUGAUCAGUGUGAGCAUCCUGUUAAAAUCCAGCACUUCUUUUCAGUGUAGCAUCGUUGCCAUGAAGACACUCCUGAAAUUCACUCGUCAUGACUACAUCUUCAAGGAUGUCUUCAGGGAAGUGGGACUUCUGGAGGUGAUGGUGAAUCUUCUCCAUAAAUAUGCAGCCCUACUGAAAGAUCCCACUCAGGCACUGAAUGACCAAGGGGAUUCAAGAAACACUUCCUUUGAGGACCAAAAACAGCUGGCUUUGUUGGUUAUGGAGACCUUGACAGUGCUACUACAAGGAUCAAACACAAAUGCAGGCAUCUUCAGGGAGUUCGGUGGCGCGAGGUGCGUCCACAACAUCGUCAGGUACCCGCAGUGCCGGCAGCACGCCCUGAUGGUCAUCCAGCAGCUGGUGCUGUCCCCCAGUGGAGAAGAUGACAUGGGCACUCUGCUGGGACUGAUGCACUCGGCUCCACCCACCGAGCUCCAGCUGAAAACCGACAUCCUGCGGGCCCUACUUUUGGUGCUGAGGGAGAGCCACCGCACAAGAACGGUUUUCAGGAAAGUUGGUGGAUUUGUGUAUGUCACCUCUUUACUUGUUGCUAUGGAAAGAUCUUUGUGCUCACCACCCAAGAACGGCUGGGAGAAAGUGAACCAGAACCAGGUGUUUGAGCUGCUCCACACGGUGUUCUGCACGCUGACCGCGGCCAUGCGCUACGAGCCAGCCAACUCUCACUUCUUCAGAACAGAGAUCCAGUAUGAAAAGCUGGCAGAUGCUGUUCGACUGCUUGGCUGCUUCUCAGACUUGAGAAAAAUAAGCCCCUUGAACGUCUUCCCUUCAAACACACAACUAUUUCAAAAGCUUUUGGAGGAUGACCUAAUAGCCCUGGAUUCUGUGUCACCUACGCUAAGACACUGCAGCAAACUUUUUAUUUACCUCUACAAGGUAGCAACAGAUUCUUUUGACAGUCGUGCAGAGCAGAUCCCUCCUUGCCUGACAAAUGAGACUUCUCUCCCCUCUCCCUGGGGUACGCCAGCUUUGUCCAGGAAAAGGCACACAUAUCAUUCUGUCUCAACACCUCCUGUUUGCCCUCAGAAAACCCUAGCUGAUGUGAAACCCCAAACAGGACCCGCGCCCGCCCCGAGCUCCGACGCCGUCGUCAUCCACCCGGGCGCCGUGCUGGCCAUGCUGGACCUGCUGGCCUCCGUGGGCUCAGCCACACACCCAGAGCACGCUCUGGACCUGCAGCUGGCCGUGGCCAACGUCCUGCAGUCGCUGGUGCACUCGGAGAGGAACCAGCAGGUGCUGUGCGAGGCCGGGCUGCAGGCGCGGCUCCUGCAGCGCUGCAGCGCCGCCCUGGCCGACGAGGAGCACGCCCUGCACCCCCCCCUCCAGAGGAUGUUCGAGAGGCUGGCCUCCCAGGCCCUGCAGCCCAUGGUGCUCAGGGAAUUCUUACGCCUGGGAAACCCUUUGAACUGUGGAGCCUGGGACAAGAAGCUGUUGAAGCAGUACAGAGUGCACAAACCCAGCUCGCUGAGCUUUGAGCCAGAAAUGAGAAACAGCAUGCUCACCUCAACGGAGGGGCUGGCUUCUGACAGCGUCUUCAGCCUGCAGGAGGACAGCCACUACCGCAUCAGCAGGAGCCUGCUGAAGCCAGCAGAAGGCAGCACGGUGCCCCUCACCAGGGUGAAGUGCUUGGUCUCCAUGACCACCCCCCAUGACAUCAGGCUGCACGGCUCCUCGGUGACACCCGCCUUCGUGGAGUUCGACACCUCGCUGGAGGGGUUUGGCUGCCUCUUCUUGCCCAGUCUGGCUCCCCACAAUGCACCCACCAACAACGCUGUCACAACAGGACUUGUCGAUGGUGCAGUUGUCAGUGGAAUUGGAACUGGUGAAAGAUUUUUCCCACCACCAUCUGGUUUGAGCUACUCGACGUGGUUUUGCAUUGAACACUUCAGUUCCCCUCCCCACAGCCACCCCGUGCGGCUGCUCACCGUGGUGCGGCGCGCGACCUCCUCGGAGCAGCACUACGUCUGCCUGGCCCUCGUGCUCUCGGCCAGGGACCGCUCCCUCGUCGUCUCCACCAAGGAGGAGCUGCUCCAGAACUAUGUUGAUGACUUCAGUGAGGAAUCCUCGUUUUACGAAAUCCUGCCCUGUUGUGCCCGUUUCCGCUGUGGUGACCUCAUUGUGGAAGGCCAGUGGCAUCACCUCGUUCUGGUCAUGAGUAAAGGCAUGCUGAAGAACAGCACAGCUGCACUCUACCUUGACGGACAGCUUGUUAACACUGUUAAGCUCCACUACGUGCACAGCAGCCCCAGUGGGUCUGGCUCUGCCAACCCCCCCGUGGUCAGCACGGUGUACGCCUACGUGGGCACGCCGCCCGCCCAGCGCCAGCCCUCCGCCCUGCUCUGGCGCCUGGGCCCCACUCACCUGCUGGAGGAGGUUCUGCCUGCCCCAGGGGUCAGCACCAUCUACGAGCUGGGGCCCAACUACGUGGGCAGCUUCCAGGCCGUGUACGUCCCCUGCAAAGAUUCAAAGUCUGAAGGAAUCAACCCAUCUCCAGUAUCUUUGGUACCAGAAGAGAAGGUCUCUUUUGGUCUCUAUGCACUGUCAGUUUCUUCAUUUACAGUGGCAAAAAUAAGGAAAAUUUACAACAAAUUGGAUAGUAAAGCAAUUGCCAAACAGCUGGCAAUUUCUUCUCAUGAGAAUGCCACCCCUGUGAAGCUGCUGCACAACUCAGCAGGGCAUCUGAAUGGACCAGCACGCUCCAUUGGGGCAGCUGUCAUAGGCUACCUGGGAGUAAGAACGUUUGUCCCCAAGCCUGUUGCCACCACACUGCAGUACAUUGGUGGAGCUGCUGCUAUUCUGGGACUUGUAGCCAUGGCAUCAGAUGUGGAAGGGUUGUAUGCUGCUGUGAAGGCCUUGGUCUGUGUGGUGAAGAGCAACCCACUGGCCAGCAAAGAAAUGGAGAGGAUCAGAGGUUAUCAGUUGCUGGCAAUGCUGUUAAAGAAGAAACGAACCCUCCUGAACAGCCACAUACUGCACCUGACCUUCUCCCUGGUGGGGACUGUUGACAGUGGGCACGAGACAUCCAUUAUUCCAAAUUCUGCUGCCUUCCAGGAUCUGCUCUGUGAUUUUGAAGUCUGGCUUCAUGCACCCUAUGAGCUUCAUCUGUCACUAUUUGAACACUUCAUUGAACUUCUCACUGAGUCAAGUGAGGCAGCGAAGAACGCGAAGUUGAUGAGGGAGUUCCAGCUCAUCCCAAGGCUGCUCUUGACCCUUCGAGACAUGUCUCUGUCCCAGCCCACUAUUGCUGCCAUUAGCAACGUGCUGAGCUUUUUGCUUCAGGGUUUCCCUAGCAGCUAUGACUUGCUCAGGUAUGGGCAGUUCAUCUCCUCCACUUUACCCACGUUUGCAGUCUGUGAGAAGUUUGUAGUCAUGGAAAUAAACAAUGAAGAGAAGCUGGACAGUGGAACAGAGGAUGAUUUUGGAGGACUAGUUUCAGCUAAUCUUAUUCUGCUGCGGAACAGGCUUUUAGAUAUCCUUCUGAAACUACUGUACACAUCCAAGGAAAAGACAACAGUUAAUUUGCA